Molecule: messenger RNA, 225 nt
Organism: Bipolaris oryzae ATCC 44560
Lineage: Eukaryota; Fungi; Ascomycota; Dothideomycetes; Pleosporales; Pleosporaceae
Exons: 2
Coding region: 1-225 (74 amino acids)
Source: RefSeq, a predicted model, not a curated record
AUGGUUAAGGCAGGAUUUGAGGGUACGCCGUCAAAUUAUAGUCUUAGUUAUAAUAAUAAUUGCAGUUAUAAUGAUUUAUCUGAUAACAAUAACUAUAAAGAAUAUAUAAAAAUACUAGUUAUUAAAUUAUCUAACCUUAAAUCUAAUUAUAAUAUGUUGGUUGAGGUUGCUAAAGUAGUAGGUGGAACUGUUAAGAUUACCGGUAAAAAGGCGGAUGUUAUUUGA